AUGCUAGCUAAUUACCCUCUGCAUCCGGACUUCGCGGCCAAAUAUUCACUCGGUGAAGAACUCGGUAGCGGCGGGUUUGGAUUUGCCGUGUCCGCGUACGAACGUCAAACUGGUGUGGAACGCGCUGUCAAAUUCAUUCUACGUCACAGGGUGCCUGCCCAUGCAUGGGUGUUUGACACGCAGCUGGGUACCGUGCCCAUGGAAGUGUUUGUGCUAAAGAAUGUCAGCCAUCCUAAUAUUAUUCAGUAUAUCGAUUUUUACCAAGACACUACAUUCCUGUAUCUUGUCAUGGAAUUGCACGGUACACAAUGGACAGCUGCCGCCGCAGCCGCUACCACCACCACCAGCUCCUCCCCUUCCACGGCAUCGAUUCCUGCUCCACCUUCACCUGCAUUAUCCCAGUUAUCCGAUGAUUCUUCCUGCUCUUCUUCUUCGCUAUCGUCAACAUCCACCAGCGCAUGGCCCGAUAUCGACGUGCACGCCAACCCACGUUUAUUUGUCCGACGGACGUCAUGCGACUUGUUCGAGUGCAUCGAACAUCAUCGCAGUUUCAACGAACCUCUGGGACGCCACAUCUUUCGGCAGAUCGCCGAGUGUGUCGGCUACCUUGACCGACUCGGGGUCUGCCACAGGGACCUGAAAGAUGAAAACAUCGUGAUCGAUGACCAGUAUCGUGUGAAAAUCAUUGACUUUGGAUCCACGGUCCUGCUCCCGCGUCACGAAGAGCGACAGCAACAUCCCGUGUACUUUAACAAAUUCUAUGGUACCGUGUCUUUUGCUUCACCAGAGAUCAUCCUUCAACAGCCUUACCGCGCAGAACCCGCCGAAGUUUGGGCUUUGGGUGUGCUGCUGUAUACCAUCCUGUUUGGCGAAGUACCUUUCCAGGACGCUCCCUCAACAAUCUACUAUUCUUUUGUCCCACCACGGACACAAGUGUCCCCCGAAUGUUACCACCUCAUUUCUUGGAUGCUGGAAAAACAUCCCGAACGACGACCAACUAUCUAUCAAGUUCUAUCCCAUCCAUGGCUAAAUACCAUCUAA
Messenger RNA from Radiomyces spectabilis, 1041 nucleotides. Its product is annotated as kinase-like domain-containing protein. Gene Ontology annotation, molecular function: protein serine/threonine kinase activity; ATP binding. Bases 1 to 1041 code for a protein of 346 amino acids. Gene Ontology annotation, cellular component: cytosol; nucleus; cytoplasm. NCBI's taxonomy places the organism in Eukaryota, Fungi, Mucoromycota, Mucoromycetes, Mucorales, Radiomycetaceae. The transcript has a single exon. The record is from RefSeq and is a predicted model, not a curated record. Gene Ontology annotation, biological process: negative regulation of glycogen biosynthetic process; negative regulation of apoptotic process; protein phosphorylation.